Molecule: messenger RNA, 1039 nt
Organism: Myxocyprinus asiaticus (Chinese sucker)
Lineage: Eukaryota; Metazoa; Chordata; Actinopteri; Cypriniformes; Catostomidae
Product: thioredoxin-dependent peroxide reductase, mitochondrial-like
Exons: 7
Coding region: 79-831 (250 amino acids)
Biological process (GO): response to oxidative stress; cellular response to stress; cell redox homeostasis
Cellular component (GO): cytosol; mitochondrion
Molecular function (GO): thioredoxin peroxidase activity
Source: RefSeq, a predicted model, not a curated record
GCCACUUAAAAACGUAAGAAGAAGAAGCUUUGACGCUCACGGUGAUCUUCGCAGUGCACUGUUGAGCACACUGGCAACAUGGCAGCCGCUGUCGGGAGACUUCUCGGGACUUCUACAAAAAGAGUUACAGUUAAUGGACUGAAGGCCUUCAUUCCUCGCAAUGGAGCAUCAGUGAUUAGGGCUCCACGAACCCUUCCCAGCAUUGCUGCACAAAAAGCUUGCUUCUCAAUCAGCGCAACUAGAUGGGCUCCAGCAGUCACUCAGCCAGCACCACACUUCAAAGGCACUGCUGUUCUUAAUGGAGAAUUCAAGGAUAUCAGCCUAGAAGAUUUCAAGGGCAAAUACCUUGUCCUUUUCUUCUACCCACUAGAUUUCACAUUUGUCUGCCCUACAGAAAUCAUCGCUUUCAGUGACAAGGCCAAUGAGUUUCAUGAUGUAAACUGUGAGGUAGUUGGUGUGUCUGUGGACUCUCACUUUACCCACCUGGCCUGGACCAACACCCCAAGAAAGAGUGGAGGUUUAGGGAAAAUCCACAUUCCCCUGUUGGCUGACCUCUCAAAGCAAGUCUCCCGAGACUAUGGGGUCCUGUUGGAGGGUCCUGGAAUUGCUUUAAGGGGUCUUUUUAUUAUUGAUCCGAAUGGAGUGAUCAAACACAUGAGUGUAAAUGACCUGCCAGUUGGGCGCUCUGUUGAGGAAACCCUCCGUCUGGUUAAGGCCUUCCAGUUUGUGGAAACCCAUGGUGAAGUCUGUCCUGCCAGCUGGACUCCGAAGUCGCCCACAAUCAAGCCAACUCCAGAGGGCUCAAAGGAAUACUUUGAGAAGGUCAACUGAACCCCAAAACUACUGGUGCUAACUACUGGAUCAUGCAGAUCUUAGCAGUUAACUGAACCAUCUUGCUCUGUUAUGCACAUUACAGUAAAUUAAUUUGAUUAUUUAUAGAAUUUACGUCUCCGCAUAUUGGGAGUUAAUUGGGUGUAGAAUCUGUUUUGAUUCAUGUAUUUGAUAAGCAGUCUAAAUAAAAAGUGCAGUAUGUGUUGAA